Parnassius apollo (apollo) is the source of this 1896-nucleotide messenger RNA. NCBI's taxonomy places the organism in Eukaryota, Metazoa, Arthropoda, Insecta, Lepidoptera, Papilionidae. The record is from the annotation of a GenBank genome assembly.
AUGUAUUGGACUUUUAGUAUUGAGUAUAAUUUCUGUCAGGUGGCCUUGAAAAGGCAGCAAGCGGCCGAAGAUAAAAUAGCAUUACAUUUAGCGUCUGUUGAAAGCGGAACACCUUUGGAAUCAUUGCCGCCAGGGCGAAUCUAUGGGAUGCGAGUAACAGGACCCUGUCCGAGUCCUGGACCUGAACCCGAUUCAGCGCUCGAGGAUCAAACUCCUAUUCAUAUCGACAGCGAGACCAGUGACUCCAUGCCCGACUGUUGCAGCGCUUCACCUGAUUCUGCUGGCAAUGUCGCCUUAGUUUCAAGGGCAUGUAACAGUGAUGGAAACGAAGAAAUGCCAGAUGGUGAAAACGCAGUAAGUACGGCAGGGCUGGAAAUGCUAAGGAAACUCUUUCCUGGAAAAAAACGCUCAGUACUAGAGUUAGUUCUCCGACGCUGUAACCAUGACCUGCUUCGAGCUGUUGAGCAUUGUAACGCUAUUCAUGGACAACAUGAAAGGACUUUGUCAAGUGGAGGUUCUUCUAGUGCAAGUUUCGAAGCCUCAGUAUCGAGCACGGAAGAAAUAGAAUCAAGAUGGUCAGCAUUUAGACCAGUGGGCCCAAGAGCGCCGCUCUUACCAGCACUCGUCAUGGGACGAGUCUGUGGUUCCGAAUGGCUGGUGCCGCUUCCCGCGUUACCGGCUUUGUCCACACCAUUACUACUGCCGUUUCAGCAUCCACACGGUCCGCCAGUUCCUUGUAAUCCAUGCUCUCCAGAUUGCCGACAAUCUUUUUUAAUAUCUUUAUACGUCAUAUGUGAUAUUAAUUACGUCUUGCGAACAUUGUUUACUGUUUGGAGUAGUAGAAUAUGGCGACAGGUAAAUUGUAGCCUUAGUGACGUUACGACUAUAUAUGGUCUUUGUACAUUACAGGAUUGUGACAUUUUCUUUAAAAGUUUACGUUUAGCGAGACUGCUUCGCGAACUGGAUUUUGCACGUUACCAUUUCUAUGACCAGACUGGCGUAUACCUACGUAGUCAACUGCUAAACUUCGAUUCACUUCAAGGUUCUACUCUUACAAUUACAUCAGCGCCAAUUCCAUUGUUUGCAUUGUACAAAAUUAAUACUAAGUUGGUGUAUUGGGAUGAUCGAUCGCUAUUUUUGGAACACGAAGUGGUGACGCUCAGUGACAACAAAGUGCGCUCGCUGCUAGUGUCACGUCAAUAUGCAAUUGGGAAAGAAGGAGGACCGACGAUUGACGUUCUUUUGAAAGGAUUACCUGGAUCGCAGAAGAAGCCCACAUGUCCUUUGUAUAUAAAAAAUUGGUUGCACAGCAUGCAAAUAACCACGUCAAUAGUUGCGUUAGCAUAUAUAUUCUGGGAUGUCAACUAUUUUUUAAGAGUUGCCUUUACAAUCCUAAUGGGCAGGUUGUAUCAAAAGAAGUGUGGAAUCAAUGACACUACAACAAUUUAUGGAUUUUGCACAACACAAGAUGUGGAUAUAUUUUUGAAGCAUAUGAAUAAUGCUCGUUACGUUCGAGAGCUCGACUUCGCUAGGUUUCACUUCUAUGAUAGAACAGGAAUCUAUGCUAACAUAAAAGCAGCAAAAGGACAUGUACUGCAAGGCGCUUCUAGUAUUCGUUACAGAAGAACCAUUCCAAUAUUUUCAGCAUAUAAAGUAGAGACAAAGCUGGUGUACUGGGAUGACAAAACGCUUUUUAUUGAACAAAAGUUUAUUACAACAAGUGAUGGAUUUGUGCGAGCUAUUGUAUUGUCUCGACAAAACCUUUUAGAUGUCGAUUCAGAAAGACUCUUUAAAGGUAUUCCUGGAGCAGACGCAAAACCAGAAUGCCCCGAAGAAAUCCAACACUGGCUUCAAGCUAUAGAAAUAUCUAGUGCGCGAUUGAGGAAGAAGGAUUAA